UUGAAACCCUUUCCCCAAAUAAGAGAAACAAAGAAUCUCCGAUUCUUGAUAGGCAGAGAAACUAGGACAGUCCAAGAUAUGCGGACCAUACCGUUGGGAAUCUCAGUGUCCCCAACCUCCAUCAACACCACUCUCACCCUUAAACGACCAAACCACUUCCCUCUUUCCACUUUCACUUCCACUCCCAGGGUCUCUGCUUCAUCCAAUCAUGAUUUCUCUCUCCUCUCCCUCUCUAAGUCUGGAGUCUGCAGAGCCAGUCAAGUGGCCGAUCUAUUUCCUGCCGUGUCUCCUGAAAUUGUUGUUCGGGAGGCAAGGUUAGAGGACUGUUGGGAGGUUGCUGAGACUCAUUGCAGCUCUUUCUUCCCUGAUUAUGCUUUCCCUUUGGAUUUUGUUCUUAGAAUUGACCGGCUGGUAGGGAUGCUAGCCGGGUUUUCUCUACCAACUGGUUGCAAAAGGACUUGUCUGGUAGCAGUCAUUGGAAACUCUUUUGAUGAAACCUUCCUCUUUGGAAGUGAAGAUUUUAAAAUUGCCGGUCUUGAUGGGAAGAUCAGUCUCAAUAAGAGGUAUGUGGCUGGAAUAUUGACAGUGGAUACAGUAGCUGAUUUUCUUCCUAGAAAAGGUCCUCUCCGGCAGAGAAGGACUGGUAUUGCAUAUGUAUCAAAUGUUGCUGUUCGGGAGAAAUUACGACGAAGAGGAAUUGGGAAAAAACUAAUAGAAAAAGCAGAAGCUCAAGCAAGGAGCUGGGAUUGCCGUGCUAUUGCGUUGCAUUGUGAUUUGAACAAUCCGGGAGCCAUAAAGCUGUACAAAGGUCAGGGUUUCAAAUCUAUUAAGGUGCCUGAAGGAGCAACUUGGCCUCAUCCCAAGACCGGGCCUGAUGUUAGAUUCAACUUCAUGAUGAAGCUUCUGAACAACACUAGUGCAACAACUUAGACUUGAAACAUGUAAACAACUUACAAGAAAGGAGAAGGGACAAGAACCGUAGGAAUACUUUCAAAAAGGCUGUACAUAAGUAAAGGGUGCAUUGCAUAAAAGUGCGUGUGUUGCAUUUUUGUUGAUAACUCUUUAUUUUUAUAUUUUCAGAUGAACUCUAACCUUGUACAACCCUGGUAACAAGUUUGAGAUAAAUCAAGAACAGACUCACAUAUACCCCAAGGGGUUUGUGUCUGGGUUUAUAGCCCCCCUUUAAGGCAUGGUAUCAAUGGCAGUUUGGAGAUGAA
Messenger RNA from Argentina anserina (silverweed cinquefoil), 1217 nucleotides. RefSeq lists its product as uncharacterized. The record is from RefSeq and is a predicted model, not a curated record. The transcript is spliced from 3 exons. Gene Ontology annotation, cellular component: chloroplast. Bases 79 to 930 code for a protein of 283 amino acids. Gene Ontology annotation, molecular function: N-acetyltransferase activity. Lineage: Eukaryota; Viridiplantae; Streptophyta; Magnoliopsida; Rosales; Rosaceae. Gene Ontology annotation, biological process: N-terminal protein amino acid acetylation.